Messenger RNA from Didymodactylos carnosus, 880 nucleotides. The record is from the annotation of a GenBank genome assembly. Lineage: Eukaryota; Metazoa; Rotifera; Eurotatoria; Philodinida; Philodinidae.
ACUUACUUCGGUGAUGUGUUAGUGUAAGAACAAGGAUCAUCAACAUGGUCAACCAUAUUAGUAUACUAUGCGGAUACUACACAUUUUGAAUUUCAUGUGAAUGAAAGUAAGCGUGAUGAAUCUUUAUACAAUGAUGAUGAUAAAAACUGUGUAGAAAUUAGUAAAAGUGACGACGAAGUAUUAAAUUCUGUUUAAUAAACUUUAGAAAUAUUAGAAUUUUAAAUAACAAACUAUGAAGAUUCAUCAAAUGCAAUGUGAGCUUGCUUUUAUACUAUUGGAAUAAAGAUAUAUAGUGAUAAAGUUAUAUUAACUACUAAGUUUAGAAAAAUGCACAGUAACCAAAGCACACAAACUUUUAUGCGGUUAUGAAACCAAAAUAACUAUAGCAAAUUCGGAACUUGUAUUUUUAUCUCAGGUGAAUUUCGUUGUUGUUAAUUCAUUCAUAAAAAUGAAUUCGAUUGAACGUGUAAACAUUCUUCAUGAUCCUGUUGAACGACAUGGUAAUACCAAAACAUGUUAUAUUGAUUUAAUUUAUGUUAAGAGUAAGCAAGAAUUAAUAGACAAAGUGAAAGAACAUAAGGAUAAAAGAAUUUCUCUUUUCACACCGUACGUUGGUGCUCUACAACUUAUACCGGAUGUGGAAUGUUUGGCUGCUAAAUGUUCGUUUUAUAUCUACUGUUUGGCUGAUGCACAAAAUGCAAUUCAUAGUCCAGUUGCAAGGUACCCACAAAUUGAGCAGAUAUUCGGCGAAGAUAAAUUACAUAAAUUUUUAUCUAGUCGUACUCGAGAUUUAUGCAUAUACAAUGAAGACAAAUAUCGAGCUGAGGGUAAUCAUGGUCUGGCAAAUAAAUAUUAUGUUGCUCAUCAAGAUUUGUGCUAA